CCCUUCUCUUUCGGGCGUACCGCGCUGCGAGCAGCAAUGGCGUUGGCCGCGGCCGCGCGCAGAAGCCUCGCAUCCGGUGGCCUCUCCGGCCCCCUCGCCCGCCGCCUCCAUCCGUCACUGGCCCAGCUGCUUCCAUCCAACUCCUCCGGCGAUCCUCUAAAGCCCUCGCCCCUUCCACCCCCACCCGCACCACGACCGUUUCACUUCGCGCUCGCCCCUCGCGGGACAUCCCAAACCCUAAGCUUCCCCCCGUUCGGUCUUCACCUCUUCCCCGGGCCAUCCCGCCGCAGCUUCUCCUCUUCCCGCGACACUGGCUUCACCGACACCCUCACCGAUGCCGCCCAUUCCGCAGCGUCCGCGGCGGUCCCAGCGAGCUUCCCCGGCGAGGUGGCAUGGGCCGCGGAGGACUCAUCAAUGGCCGUCGCGGCGGUGCAGCAUCUCAUCGACGUGAUCCAUUCCUUCACCGGUCUGAACUGGUGGAUUUCUAUUGCUCUCUCCACAGUGCUGCUACGCUGUGGGAUGUUCACAAUUUCGACGCUUGUCAAUAAACGACUAUAUGGUAUGCGUCAGGACCUUGAACAAUACAUCAAGUGGGUAAAGAAUACUAAGGGUGAGAAAUCAAUACAAGAACUUGCAGAUGCAGCAGAUCCUAUGGUCAGAAAGCUUGGUUUUCUGCCAACUCUUCACAUCAUUGUGACACCAUAUACCUUUAUAACUCUUUACAGUGCUAUAUCAAACAUGGUUGAGAAAGUUCCAUCUUUAAAAGGGGGUGGAGCUUUAUGGUUUCCUGAUCUGACGACCCCUGAUGCUCUUUGCAUCUUUCCCAUGAUAACAUCACUGUUCAUCAUGCUUCGCUUUGAGGUCAACUAUGGUGUUGCAGCAAAACGUACAGAACGCUCUCGCAAGAUGGAAGAUAAUGUAAGGCAGGUUGUGAGAGCAAUGUCUCUUCUACCUAUGCUGUGGACAGCUACCCUUCCUCAGGCGAUUUCUUGUUCCUUGGUCACCUGGAGUUCUCUAAGUCUUGCAGAAAGGAUAGCUCUCGAACAGCCAGCUGUGCAGAAAGUACUAUAUGGCACCCCCUUGAAACAAAGAAAAUGUUCUUGUGAUGGACAGAAGGGCCCAACUGCUGAAGAUGAUGCCCCUUCUGUCAAAGAGCAGGAAGAGCCCGUUUCCCCAGAGACAAAGAAAUCUUCUGAUGGUAGCACUCACAGAGAAGAGUCCGAUAUGAAAUCGACCAAAGACGGUUAAAUGUAGACACUAAUACUCGCCACUUUUUUUUCGAGAUGAACUACACCACUUACCGGGUAGCAAUCUCCUAGUCUUAUGCUUUAUCUGGUUCCAGGAGUAGAGUAGCUGGCUACUACUGGAGACGAAUAGGUAGCAUACUGACGUGUUCAUCAUGUGCUAGCUUAGGUAUGGUGAGAUCUCCUGGCCUUCAUUGACACCAUGUUUUGUAAGAAAGAUUUCAUCGACACUGAUGACAUUGUACGCCUUCUCAGUUUCAUUGUGAAGGAAUUGGGAGGGACAACAAUAGAUUUUUCAGAACAAUGA
This is a messenger RNA of Triticum dicoccoides, 1551 nucleotides long. RefSeq names its product mitochondrial inner membrane protein OXA1-like. NCBI's taxonomy places the organism in Eukaryota, Viridiplantae, Streptophyta, Magnoliopsida, Poales, Poaceae. Gene Ontology annotation, cellular component: mitochondrial inner membrane. The record is from RefSeq and is a predicted model, not a curated record. Gene Ontology annotation, biological process: protein insertion into mitochondrial inner membrane from matrix. The coding region runs from base 37 to 1248 and encodes 403 amino acids. Gene Ontology annotation, molecular function: membrane insertase activity. The transcript has 9 exons.